AUGCAGCAGCAUACGGAGAGAACCCCUCGCUGUUCAUUCCGCUCAAGACAGUCUGGAAGACUGACACCUCGCGAUAGUGCAAGCUCAGAAUUCUGGACCUUCGACAUAGCCUCAAGGACAUGGUCUCAACUGCCCUCACCUCCAGCCACAUACCUCCCGAUCACAAGUCCUAGCAUCGCUUUCCACGACAACCGCCUCUACUUGGCCUCAAGAAGCCCAACACACUACCUCGACCUCUCGUUCACCUCCCCAUCUUACACCGAGUCUAAAACCACAGGUCCUACUCCUCUGAGUCCUUGGUCUUAUCUUUCACCAGACACCCAUAAAGUUCCAUUUGCUUAUCCUGAAGGCUCAUCGGCAUUGUUACCCAUCACCACUGGUCAAGGUCGUAAUUACCUUCUUCAUAUUACACCGCACGCCCUUUCAACUAUGCAACUCACGUCCUCAUCCACCACAGCAGCGAGCCUCAAAGACCGUGCUCGUGAUGCAAUCAGCAAGAAGAAUGCAACGAAUGAAUGGGCAGAAGUGCGAUACUUCAAUGCCGAAGGCGUGAUGAUACAAGAAGGACAAAACGACAGAGGAAUAGGUGGACGAGAGAAGUUCAGCGCAACAAAGGUCAAGGAAAUCGAUGGUGGGUGUGUUUUCGUGUGGGGAGGAAAGGUCGAUGGGAAAGUCAGAGGGGAUGGAUUGAUGAUUGAAGUUGAGAAGUGA
This is a messenger RNA of Aureobasidium musti, 711 nucleotides long. The record is from the annotation of a GenBank genome assembly. NCBI's taxonomy places the organism in Eukaryota, Fungi, Ascomycota, Dothideomycetes, Dothideales, Saccotheciaceae.